This is a messenger RNA of Caenorhabditis auriculariae, 2077 nucleotides long. NCBI's taxonomy places the organism in Eukaryota, Metazoa, Nematoda, Chromadorea, Rhabditida, Rhabditidae. The record is from the annotation of a GenBank genome assembly.
AUGUUGGUAGUGGGAGACCACGACUUCAAAAUCCCCAGCCGUCACACACAAGGGCGGAUAUGUCACUGGAGCCAGUCCACUGAUUAUCAUCAGGAUAGGACCUCGGCUAAUCGACUUGGGGCGCCGACGCCGCUCAAGCGGUACAAAGGCGUAGGAAGAAGAAGAAGAAGAAGAAGAAGAAGAAGAAGAAGAUAUUUUGAUAAGCUAGAAGAUCGCUAUUUUUUUUCUCGAAAAGCAAAAAAUAUAGCGAGGCUUUGCAAAAUCGAAGCUUCACUCAAGGCUUCUCGAUCAUGCAAAAUUUAAUCGCGGCUAGAUAAAUCAAGCAAAUCUCUAGGAAAACUCGCGAUGGGACUUUCUAAUAAGAAAAAAUGGAAAGAACUUGCGGGUGAGAAAACUGGCAAAUAAGAUUCUUCUUCGCGUGCCUAAUAAUAUCUUUGAAUGAGUAAGAAAGGAGAGAGAAAAAAACAGAUUAAAGGCGGGACUUACGAGAGUGGGCGGAGUGUCAAGAUCAAAUAUCUCCAUGGUAAUCAGAUUUUCCAUUUUCUCAUGCUAAGAAAAAUGCAGAAGUCGAAGAUUAAAUCUGAGAAAGAUGUAAUUACUUUUUUUUUUCGAAAAAAAAAAUUGUUUUAAUAUGUAUUGUUGCUGGAAAGCCGAUUCAAAAAAAAGAAAAGAAGCAACGUUCAUGUCCAUAAAAAGAACAGCUUCGAGAUCUUCCCUCCGAGAAAGCACGUCACAUAGUCUGUUCAACUACCCACUGUUUCAAAGAGCUCUGAAAGUUUUCGGAAAGGUCUCAAGCCAUCUCAAGUGCUAUUUUGAGUCACGCAAAACUUUCGCGCUUUCGGAUUACCGUUUUUUUGAACAUAAAAAGUAGUGUUAGUAUAUCUCAUAAAAACGGAAAGUUCUGAUCGAACUUCCUUCAGCAAGAUUUGAAAAAAAAAACAUACUUUUGCGUGACAAACGUCGCUUGAAAAGUCUGAGAAGAAAAAAAAAGCGACCGGAAGUUAUGAAUAAAUUCAUUCUAAGACGGGGUCUAUCGCCUAAAUAGUCUAAUCAUACCGCCUUAUGAGAACCCACGCUUCUCAGUAAAUGUGUUUAAAGCUGUGAAUAGGAAUUCUUCCGUUUGCAGCCAUUUUUCUGCAUGAAAGGUUUCAGUUCCACAAAAACUAACCUUUCAUGUUGAAAAGGGAACAUUGUUAUUUCAACCGUCCAACUGUUUUUGCGGAGAAGAAAAGGUGCUGAAGCACGGGAAAACAAGGAAAGAGAAAAAAUAAGCAGAAAUCAUUGAUUCCGUCUCGUUUAAAGAAUAAAAGAUAAACGAGUCAGCAAAAGCAAGCCUGAAAGUCACUCGGGAAAAGAAAAAUAAAAUUUUAAAAAGCUUAAAAACAAAGUAGAAGAAAAUUCAAAAAAAGAUAAUCGGAUCUCAGCAGUAAAAAAAACAUUUCAAUUUCAAAAAAAAAUUUUUUUCCUUUCUUCAUAGGUGGGGUUAGUUAUCCACCUAAUGGUCUUUUUCCCUCCCUACCUGUAAGGUUUAUAUAUGAGUGAAUAAGGUUCAGAAAACUUUAAAAAGAGAACAAUUCAAGUAUUGUGUUUCGAAAACACCCAGUGGAGAUUUUUCCGUAUGGGAAAAAAAAUUUAUUUGAAAUUUUGCAGCAAGAUAAUGAAUAUUGUUUUUUUAUUGCAAAGAAAUUGGAUAUAUUUUUUUUUGAGCUGCGUAGGGACGUGGUUAUUCCGAAUAAUCCAUAUUCAGUUGUAGUUAUACAAUCGUAGUAACUUUGCUCAAAAAAAUUAUUUUUUUAGAAAGAGACGCAAAUUUCGCAAAAAAAGAAAAGCGCGUAUAAAAAAACACCUGUCAAAGUCAUGUUCAUUUGAGUUAGAAAAAAAUUUUCUUUAAAAAUAAAUGUAGCAAAACCGAGUCAGCUGUUCCAGAGUUAAAAUAAUUGACAAGGAAAACAAGAAAAACAGCUUGAUCAGAGAGGAAGAGAUCAUGGCGUGCGUGUGGGCCACAAAAUGCGGCACAGAAGCCAUGGGAAAGCCCCAGAGUCUUCUCUCUUUCUUGCCGUUGAUGAGUGGCAGCUGA